Marmota flaviventris (yellow-bellied marmot) is the source of this 1927-nucleotide messenger RNA. RefSeq names its product shisa family member 5 (gene Shisa5). NCBI's taxonomy places the organism in Eukaryota, Metazoa, Chordata, Mammalia, Rodentia, Sciuridae. The record is from RefSeq and is a predicted model, not a curated record.
GGGGUUCCGGGAACCGGCCGAGGCGGGGCAAGAAAGCGGGCCGCCGCGCUGGUCGCUGAGACUCUGGCAGCCCCACAACCCUGUGCUUCCGUCUGUCCAUUAGUCCGUCUGUCCGUCCAACCAUGGCUGCGCCGGUCUCGGCACGACCGACCCUGUUGCUGUUGCUGCUGCUGCUGUUAUCGCCGCCUCCGGGUGCCCACGGCGAGGUGUGCAUGGCUGCUCCUGGAAGCAACCUAUUCCCUGAGUCCUGUCCUGAUUUCUGCUGUGGUUCCUGUUUUGACCAAUACUGCUGUUCUGAUGUGCUGAAGAAAUUCGAGUGGAAUGAAGAAAUGUGUGCUGUACCUGAGACCAGUGCACCCAUCCACACGGAGCCACUGGAGCAGCUGGGCUCAGCGCUGAGGUUUGGAUCUGGCUUUGACAGCGACCCCAUGUCAGGGUUUGGAGCAACUGUAGCCAUCGGCCUCACCAUCUUUGUGCUCUCUGUUGUCACCAUCAUCGUCUGCUUCACCUGCUCCUGCUGCUGUUUGUACAAGAUGUGCCGCCGACCACGUCCCGUUGUGACCACCACCACUGCCACCACUGUGGUGCAUGCACCUUACCCUCAGCCUCCAAGUGUGCCCCCUAGCUAUCCUGGACCAACAUACCAGGGCUACCAUCCCAUGCCCCCGCAGCCAGGGAUGCCAGCAGCACCCUACCCGACACAGUACCCACCACCCUAUCCAGCCCAGCCCGUGGGCCCACCAGCCUACCAUGAGACCUUAGCUGGAGGUGCAGCCAUGCCAUACCCUGCCAGCCAGCCUCCUUAUAACCCGGCCUACAUGGAUCCCCCAAAGGCAGCCCCCUGAGUUUGCCUCUCUAGCUGCCACUUGAUUAUGUUGUGUGUGAGUGGUGUGCAGGCACAGUUCUUUACUGCCCUGUGUGUGGUGUGUGUGUCCUGUCUAGACACGUGGCUUCCUCUGAUACUGACCAGGUAGGGAACAAUCCUUGCCAGAGUAGGCUGGGACCAAACUUUUGCUUCCUCACUUGAAAUCAUGCUUCCUGAAAUCUCAAGCAUAUUUAAAAAAUGGGGUAGGUCUUUUCCAACUCACUCCAGGGUUACCAGGUUCAGUCUGUCACAUUAGGAUUGCAAUUUUUAUGGGCACCAUGGGCCAUGUAUUCUGGUUUUAGGAAUGGCCAGUUGCUGCUCAAAAUCAUGGCUUUUUCCUAGGGUUUGGGUUACCCUUUGCAGAGCCUGUGCUGUGAAGCAGGCAAGUAGACAAAGUAUGGGAUCUGGCUGAAGCUCAGUGCUUUGGGUAGGUGUCCCUGGAGUGGGUGCCAUACUCAGUGGAGGUUGGUCGGCUCCUGAUGUCAACACACCCCAGGCACAGUCCCAUCUACCUGACAGCUCUCUAUCUGGACUGUCCUUCCAUCCUUCCUGCAGGGCCAGAUGCACUCAUGAUUCCUACCACCAGUGGGGAAGCUGUCCCCCUUGCUGCCCGGCCCCUGCCACAGGUGGGCAAGGGGGCCUUUCCACCAACACACUCAGGUAUCCUUCCUGCAGUGUUUUUUACUUUUAGCCAAAUAUUUUGCCUGUUUUCUGUUUUAAGAUGUGUGAUAGUUGAUGUGAAGCUGAAAUGUAUGGAGAGAAACUGAUCCACAACCUAACCUCUGAUACUCUGUUUCCCCUGGUCCUAGCCUGAUAGGAAUAUCCAACUCAUAUACCCCAAUCUAUAGUUGUCCUAGCAGUAGGGACACCAGGGCCAAGGGACCAUCUGGACCAAAGGUGAGGGUGGGGGCUUCGGUGGCAGCUCUGACCCAGAUACAAAUACCUCGGUGUACCCUGCCCCUGUUAAUGUUUGACCAGGUCUGUUUUAGCUUUCAAUCUGUUAAUGUGUUUCUAAGAGUCUAGAGUCUGCACCCUUGUUUAUAAUAAAAACAAAUAUUCAGA